AGAUCCAUUGUUCUUUUUUUCAAGAAAAGGUGCAAUUAUGCCACCAAAAAGAAACGUUGGGAAGGCUGCCCAGACUUUACAGAUUGGGCUUGGUGAAGGCAGUCCAGCACACUUAGAAGGAGAGAAUGAGCCACUCAUUCCACCACCAUUGUCAUCAAUACUUGGGGAGCACUCUUUUGUCAAUCCAACCUUUAACAAGGAUAGUGAAUUUGGAGAUGAUGUUGCUCAAUCUGGUGACUCCUUUAUGAAAGCUGUGUCAGAACAGAUUAGCAUCAUGAGGCGCACACAGUUGGAAUCUAAGGCAAGAGCUCAACAAAGAAGCCAAGAGGUUGCUAGACAGUUGGAUGAGUCUUUUCAGAAUCUGGCUCAGAAUUUGGCUCAAAGUGUAGCCGACAUGCGGCGCUCCAAUGAAGAAAGUGCUAGAAUCUGGAACGAACAAAAUGCAAAAAAUCGGAGAGCUUUCCAAGCUAAAACAGAACGAAUGCAAGAGGCAUUUCGACGUGCCAGAAUUGAACCUCAACCACAAGCAAUAGAUCUUCAAAGGCAGAAUCAGAAUAUUCCAGCUCCAGCACUCGAGAGGCAAGUUAAUCUGCCACAGCCACCUCCUGAGAUUCAGCAGAUGGAAGAUCUUUUUCAUAUCCAGUUCUACCGCAGUGAGCCAGAAGUGUCCAUGGCAGAUUUAUCUUGUCUGGUGCAGCGACCUAGAGAAACAACUGAAGCCUUUCUUGCCAGAUUUCAGAAGGCCAGACUUAAAUGUAGAGUUGCCCCGCCAGAACAAGAAUUUGUCAAGUUGGCACAAAAUGGUCUAGACAUUGAGUUAAGGAAAACGUUUGAGGGAAUGGAGUUUCGUAAUUUCUUUGAGUUGUCUUACAAGGAUAGAAUCGACAAGGGGAUUCUGUGUUUUCCAGAUAAGGCCAAAGAAACUAUGGGAGUUGAUGCAGAUCCAUUCCCUACCUUGUCUGUUGGGGUUAAUGCAGCAAAUCUCAAGAGCAUUGCCAGAGACAGAACUCAGUCAUACUCUAGGCGCAGACUUGUAGCUGAUGAUUUGAGGUGGGAGGCAAGGGCCCACAGAAAUCAGGGAAUUGCGAUAUCUGGAUGCGCAGAAAAGCCUAGAAUGGUGAAACCACCACUCAGAUCUCCAACCAAACGAUGGGAACAUGUGGUGCAUCCAAAAUUUCCUAAGGGUCAGAAUCUAAUGACCUUGAGGAGGCAUUUACAACGUAAAAGGGUAGCAGAAAGACACCAACAGCAGAUUAUAGACUCGGGGGGCAUGGCAGAUCAGGCUCAGCUGCUCCCAGCAACAAGAAAAUCAAUGUGGGUUCGUAAAGAAAAAGGGAGCACAUCUGGUCAGAAUUCUCCAGAAAAGGAGGAACCACCCAGAAGUCCAAUGUCACCUCGAGUUCUGGUUGUGGAAUCAAAUGAAGAAAUCGGAUUGAAGUGGAAGCUCGUUAUUAUGAUGAAGAUAUUGGGAUUAUUUGUUUCUUUGGGAUGGAUCGCUAUGACAGACCUUCUGGAAUUACUGCUUGCACCAGAUCUGCAAUGGACAGAUAGACUAUCUGAGGUAGUUUAUGAAGGGGAAGAGGAUAACUCAAAGGAUCAAAUAACACUAGAGGAAUUAGAUCUGGCACCAGCAAAACUUGAUGAUCUGAAGGCAGAAGUACAAGAUCCCCUGAAAGAGGUAAAUCUAGGUCUGGACAGAAAUCUGGUGGAGCACAGAUUACCCAUUAAAGAAGAAUUUAAACCUUUCAAACAGCCGCCCAGACGAAUGUCUCUAGAAGUUACUUUGAAGGUUAAAGAAGAGAUAGAGUGGCUGUUGAAGGUUGGUUUCAUCAUAACUUCCAGAUAUGUGGAAUGGUUAUCUAAUGUGGUUCCUGUAGUUAAAAAGAAUGGCAAGCUGAGAAUAUGCGCAACUUACCAAAGAGCCAUGAACACCAUCUUUCAUGAUAUGAUUGGUCGUCUUAUGGAGAUUUAUAUUGAUGAUGUGGUUGUGAAAUCUAAUGAAGAUGAAGAACAUCUAGGGCAUUUAAAGAUGGCUUUUGAAAGAAUGAGGAAGCAUGGUCUGAAGAUGAAUCCUUUAAAAUGUGCAUUUGGCAUUGAUUAUUGGGUUGGAAGUGUUGGUAGAACUCAAGUACAGCUCUUGGAGGAGUUUGAUGAUGUUAUCUUGAGACAUGUUACUCGAAAUCUGAACACAGAAGCAAAUGAGAUGGCACGAAUCAGCUCGGGUUUAAAAAUCCCAGAAGGCGUGAUGAGCAGAAUUGUUGUUGUGGAAAAACGAAUUCUGCCAUCUAUUCACAUGUGUGAUGAGUACUGCCAGAUUAUGUCAGAUGUGCAUAACGGAAUCUGUGGUGCACACCAAGCAAGAAUUAAAAUGAGAUGGCUAAUUCGUAGACAUGGAUUCUUUUGGCCAUCAAUCUUGAAAGAUUGCAUCAGCUAUGCUAAAGAUUGCAAAGCCUACCCAAUUCACGGACCACUACAGAAAGUUCCAGCGUCAGAACUCCAUCCAAUCGUCAAACCAUGGCCAUUUCGAGGAUGGGCCAUAGAUUUGAUCGAUAAAGUUUAUCCUCCUUCAACUAAAGGGCAUUCUUUUAUUAUUGUUGCCACAUAUUACUUUACCAAGUGGGUGGAAGUAAAGCCAAUGAAGAAGGUUUUGCGAACCCAAGCUCUUGGGUUUGCCUGGAGAACUUCACAAAAGAGUUUUACCAAGGUAACUCCUUUCUCUUUAACUUAUGGACAUGAUGCUGUUCUGCCCAUGGAGUUGUCUGCUAGAUCAUUGCGUAUAGCAAUUCAACAUGGUCUCACUUCUGGAGAAUAUAAUGAAGCAAUGAUUCUAGAGUUAGAAGACCUUGAAGGUAUGCGAUUGACGGCCUUAGAUAGGCUGCAAACGCAGAAAUUAAAAGUGGCUCAAGCAUACAACAAAUGGGUGAAAUCCAGAAGUCUGGUAGAAGGAGAUUUGGUAUGGAAAGUAAUUCUGCCACCUGGAAAGAAAGACCACAGAUUUGGGAAAUGGUCUCCAAAUUGGGAAAGACCAUUUUGUAUACAUGAAGUGCUUAGAGGAGGAGCAUAUUGGCUUGAAUCAUUAAAUGGAGAGUUACAUCCUUGAAGAAUAAAUGGACCCUUAAGCC
This is a messenger RNA of Rubroshorea leprosula, 3122 nucleotides long. NCBI's taxonomy places the organism in Eukaryota, Viridiplantae, Streptophyta, Magnoliopsida, Malvales, Dipterocarpaceae. The record is from the annotation of a GenBank genome assembly.